Messenger RNA from Camelina sativa (false flax), 1058 nucleotides. Its product is annotated as ethylene-responsive transcription factor RAP2-3-like. Gene Ontology annotation, biological process: regulation of DNA-templated transcription; ethylene-activated signaling pathway. Lineage: Eukaryota; Viridiplantae; Streptophyta; Magnoliopsida; Brassicales; Brassicaceae. Gene Ontology annotation, molecular function: DNA-binding transcription factor activity; DNA binding. The record is from RefSeq and is a predicted model, not a curated record.
CACCUGCACCAUAGCAAAAAAACCUCCUCUUGAGACCCAAAAAUAUAACAAACAGAGAAGAAAAUGUGUGGCGGUGCUAUUAUUUCCGAUUUUGCCCCUCUCGUCACCAAGGCCAAGGGUCGUAAACUCACGGCGGAGGAACUCUGGUCAGAGCUCGAUGUUUCCGCUGGUGACAACUUCUGGGGUUUCGAUUCCACCUCCAAGUUUCAUCCCACCAACCAAGUUAACGUGAAAGAGGAGGCGGCGAAGAAGGAGCCGGCGACGACGGAGAAGCGGAGGAAGAGGAAGAAUGUUUAUAGAGGGAUAAGGAAGCGGCCAUGGGGAAAAUGGGCGGCGGAGAUUCGAGAUCCUCGAAAAGGUGUCAGAGUCUGGCUUGGGACGUUCAACACGGCGGAGGAAGCUGCCGUGGCUUACGACGUAGCGGCGAAGCGGAUCCGCGGUGAUAAAGCCAAACUCAACUUCCCAGAUCUGAGUCAUCAUCCUCCUCCUCUUCCUCCGCAGGUGUUGUCAUCACCCUCCGUGUCAUUAACUGAUCAUCAGCCUCCGGCGAAGAAGCUGUGCGUUGUAUCUCAGAGCGAGUUAAUAACUCAGCCGAGUUACCCGGUGGAGUGCGUUGGGUUUGGGAACGGGUUUGAGACUGAUUACGAUCUGAAACAGCAGAUAUCGAGCUUGGAGUCGUUCCUUGAGCUGGACGCUACCACGGCGGAUGAGCAGCUGAGUAGACUCGAUGAGUCGGUUUCCGAGGUGGAUAUGUGGAUGCUUGAUGAUGUCAUCGCGUCGUAUGAAUGAAAUGAAGUAAUAAGCUUUUAAAAAAAAAUUGAAAUAAAGAUUGUAUAAUACUAUGUAAUGUAACAGCCGUUACUUUACUUGUUAAGGUUUUUACCGUUACAUUACAAGCAAUGCAACCGCUGAUGAUGUCUGAUGUCUCAUGUCUCAUGUCUGGCUGUGUGUAAUGUUGUGACUCAAAUCGUGCGUUAUAUUACGGUUUGUGGUAUUGUUAUUCUCUAUUAUGGAAACCUUACAUAUAUAUUGUAAUGUAGAUAACAACUUUUAAAACA